GCUGAGCUGUUUUCGUCAACAUCAUGCCAUACACUGUAUCUUUAAUCAGACUCCUGAACGGAAAACGAAAGACACUUUUCAUUUCCUAGUCAGACAUGACAUUCAGCAAACCGGACUGAAGGCUGCAAAGGCUCCCAGUUAGUCUCUCAUUAUGGUGAAGAAAUCAAUAAAACAGCUACGCCAGAUUGGACUAGACUUCUAUGAAUAUUUACAAGAGACAAAUCAAACUUCAGUUACGCAAAAGGAAAAACUCAAAGAAAUUUACAACACCGAGUUUAGAAACAGGACUGCUGAUGCAAGGGAUCCAAACUUUGGCAGAGUGCUGUUUGCCUUAAAAACAUCUAAUCUGCUGCAGAAGUCAAAAAGAGGAAGUCUUCAUUUCCAUCCAGAAGUACAGGCUUUGUAUGUGGACCAAUGGAGUUCAGGCAGAAGACAGAAUCCCCUGGACCAAAGAGAGGGGGCUGCACCUGUGGUCAGAACCCCUUCUGUGGCGGAAUACUGUUCUCCUGACCAGGCAGAGACUGGGGUUCGAGCCCGCAGGGUACUGGCCUGUGAACUACUGAAAAAACUCAAGAUACAGAGGGCUGAGGUCACCUCUGACAAACAUGGCAUUAAGAUCACGUCUGAGGCGCUGUUUACAGAUGGAAAAAUGACUCUGCACCUGGAAAGUCUGUGUGAGUAUACUGUGUAUCUGAACAUUGAAAACACCAGCAACCAAACAGUUAAUUUUAUCUACUACACUGCUCUGCACUGGCUCCAAUGCUUCUCUCUGGAGGAUGAGCACAAAGUGACCAAGAAGACACCCCUGGCACUAAAUCCCGGAGAGCAUUAUGACAUCAAGGUUAAGUUCAAUGGCAACGCAAUUGGAUUCCACCCUGUGACACUCGCCUUUGAGUUCAAAUCUGACCUGAAAUCUUCCACUUCUUUUCACAUUGUGCGCUUUAUUGAAGCACACUGUAUGACAACAAUGGGCAAAGAGUUGGCCCCUGUGGUCACCUAUAGGCCUCAAGCACUUGCUGUAAGGACCCGUGCAGCUAACUUCACUAUUGUGGAUGGGCAGCCUCCUGAAGGCAUGUCUGUUAUGAAGCUGAAACAUAAAGUGCAGCUGAAGCCAUACCCCAUCCCAGACUUCAUGAACGCUCUCAUUAUUGCACUCAAACAGCAAACAUACUACAGUGACAGAAGGAAAGACAUAUUAGAAGCCGCUCUGAGCUGGGAAAACUAUGCAGAAAAGUUUAAGCUCAUGCUGUUUCUGGAAGAGCUUCAGAUGGAGGUGGAUAUCCAGAGAUACAAUAUACCCAAUGACAACCAACCGGAGGCAACAAUGAAAAAAGAAAAAAAACUUCUGGUCCUCGAGGUUCCAGGCGUUGCUGAGAAUCGCCCGUCUGUGCUUAGAGGCGACCAGCUGCUGGCCUAUCCCAUUGGAGAGACAAAUAAGAAAUAUCGUGGUUAUGUCCACUGUGUGCAACUGGACAGUGUCAAACUGGGCUUUAGCUCAGAGCUUCUGGAUAUCUUUAUAGAAGGAAUGAAGUUUAACAUUGAGUUCAUCAUAAAUCGUCUUACUCUGAGAAUCCAGCACAGAGCAGCAGAGUUUGCUGAGAGAAGUGCACUGGCCCCAGUGCUGUUCCCAGUGGCACCCCCUUCACCUGCUUCACAACAGACUCUUCCUGAUCUCAAGCUUUUCGACAGAAAGCUGGAGAAAAACCCAGAGCAGUAUCGUGCUGUGCAGCAUAUAGUUGCAGGUUCAUCUAAGCCUGCCCCAUACCUAGUGUUUGGUCCACCUGGGACAGGCAAAACUGUAACAGUGGUGGAGGCCAUCAAACAGAUAGAGAAAUGCAAGGCCAACUGUCACAUCCUGGCCUGUGCCCCUUCCAACAGUGCUGCCGAUCUCCUCUGCAAAAAGAUACGAGAUCAUGUCGAUGUGUCUUCGGUGUUCAGGAUGUACGCCAGCAGCCACGACCCAAUGCUGGUACCAGAAGAGAUCAAGGCUUGCUCUAAUCUGAUUGGAAACUGUUAUGAAUAUCCUGAAAAAGAAAAGCUCAUGGAGUAUAAAAUAGUGGUUACAACGCUGAUAACUGCUGGAAGACUGGUCUCAGGAGACAUCCCCAUGGGUCACUUCACUCAUGUGUUUGUGGACGAAUCAGGACAUGCUGUUGAAACUGAGUGUAUUGUGCCAUUAGCGGGACUACUCCAUCCAGAGACAGGGCAGGUUGUUCUGGCUGGAGACCCUAAACAACUCGGGCCCAUUAUCAGAUCUCCAUUGGCUCUGAAGUUUGGCAUGGGGCUGUCUCUGUUGGAGCGUUUGAUGACAGACUUACCUCUUUAUCAGAAAACCAAUGGCGUGUUUGACAACCGCUUUGUGACUAAACUUCUCCGCAACUACAGGUCUCAUCCUGCCAUUUUAGAAAUUCCCAAUGAGCUCUUCUAUGACGGAGAACUUCAGGCAUGUGCUGAUGAGCAACGCAACUUUUAUUGCAACUGGGAAUACCUUCCAAAAAUGAAUUUUCCAGUAAUAUUCCAUGGAGUGACUGGUUUAGAUACACGUGAGUCCAGCAGUCCGUCGUUCUUCAACAUCGCAGAGGUAGAGGUGCUCAUGGAUUAUGUGAUGAAGCUUCUGCAAACACAGGGAAAGAAAGGCCUCUCUACUCUCUCUCCAAAAGACAUAGGCAUCAUCGCCCCCUAUAGGAAACAGGUGCAGAAAAUCCGUAAGGCACUUCAUAUAGUUGAGAAGAAAUUAAAGCCAUCCAAGGACUUGGGUGGUCUAAAAGUGGGUUCAGUGGAGGAGUUUCAGGGUCAGGAGAGAAGAGUGAUCCUGGUGUCUACUGUGCGCAGCAGCCCUGAUUAUGUUGAGAUUGACAAGAAGUUCAAACUGGGAUUUGUCAAGAACGAAAAAAGAUUCAAUGUGGCUAUAACUCGCGCCAAAGCCCUGCUGAUCAUCGUGGGAAACCCCUUAGUGCUGAGAUCAGAUCCUACUUGGGCACGUUUUCUCCAGUAUUGCCAAGACCAAGGUGGCUACAGAGGUUAUGUCCAAACUGAGGAAGAUCAGGACAUUGUGGAAAGAUGCGCAUCUUUGUACCUCAGCAUGGAAGUGGAAGUGAACACUGAAGAGAGUGUUGUACAACAACAGCUGAACCCAGAAUGGAGACAUGAAAUGUGAGGACCAAAAAGCACGAUUUACGAGGACAUGUGUUCAACUUUUUCAGCUCUGCCCAGUCUAUGGCUCUACCUCAACUUAUUUUUAAUUAAAUGCUUAUUUAUUGCUAACUAAAUUGGCAAAGGAGGUGCCUUUUUAGAUGGGAAGUCAGUAGGAAUAAAAUGAAAAGAAAUAGUCCCUAAACAAAUAUUAUCAUGUCAGAAAGAUUUGUGAAGGUUAAAAAAUCACUAUUGUACAAUCUGAUGUUGCUGCCUUUAAUUAAAAAAGUACUUUUUUCAAACAUAAUAAUAAUAAAUACUGUUAUUAAAUCACAUUUGUCUAUCACCAUAUCAAGAACUUCUUCAAAAAUGUGAGCUACUCAAGUAAAUGUAACUAACAUGCAACUGUCUAUUAACCACCUUUGAUCUCAUCUUCUGUACUCUUUAAUAAAAUGUGCUC
Periophthalmus magnuspinnatus is the source of this 3592-nucleotide messenger RNA. RefSeq names its product putative helicase mov-10-B.1. Gene Ontology annotation, molecular function: RNA binding; 5'-3' RNA helicase activity. Bases 152 to 3157 code for a protein of 1001 amino acids. The transcript is spliced from 23 exons. The record is from RefSeq and is a predicted model, not a curated record. Lineage: Eukaryota; Metazoa; Chordata; Actinopteri; Gobiiformes; Gobiidae.